Candida tropicalis MYA-3404 is the source of this 495-nucleotide messenger RNA. RefSeq names its product DNA-directed RNA polymerase III subunit. The record is from RefSeq and is a predicted model, not a curated record. Bases 1 to 495 code for a protein of 164 amino acids. NCBI's taxonomy places the organism in Eukaryota, Fungi, Ascomycota, Pichiomycetes, Serinales, Debaryomycetaceae. Gene Ontology annotation, molecular function: nucleotide binding. The transcript has a single exon. Gene Ontology annotation, biological process: transcription initiation at RNA polymerase III promoter. Gene Ontology annotation, cellular component: RNA polymerase III complex.
AUGAAGAUACUAACAGAGAGAGAUUCAUUUUUAUCAAAUUAUGAAGUAACGCAACAUUUAGAGUCCUUGAAGAAGAAAUAUCAUUGGACAUUUGAACCAAAUGAAGAUUCAAAAUAUAAUCAUAAAAGAAAAGAUAAGAAGUAUUAUACUGCUUGUGGAAUUAAUUUAGAAAUUAUUACAAAAAAUGUAUUAUUAUGUUUAGAAAAUAAUGCAAGUAAUGUUAUUCAAUCAGAUGAAAGUUUUAAAUCAUUAAUGGAAUUUUUAAAUACUUUUGAAUUAAUGAAAAUUGAAAAAUUACAAAUUAUUAAUAGUUUACCAAGAUCUUUAGUUGUUCUUUAUGCUAUUGUUGAAGAAUGUGAAGAAAGAUUGGGUGAAGAAACAAGUGAGAGUAUAAUUGCUAAAAUUAAUGAAUUGUUCCCUAUCGAACAAGAAGAAGAAGAAGAAGGUGAAGAAGGCGAAGAGGAAGAACAAGAAGAAGAUGUUGAAAUGGAAUAA